Molecule: messenger RNA, 694 nt
Organism: Aspergillus novofumigatus IBT 16806
Lineage: Eukaryota; Fungi; Ascomycota; Eurotiomycetes; Eurotiales; Aspergillaceae
Product: GFA family protein
Exons: 1
Coding region: 31-621 (196 amino acids)
Molecular function (GO): carbon-sulfur lyase activity
Source: RefSeq, a predicted model, not a curated record
CCUCGUUACCUUCCUCCACCCAACAGCAGAAUGGCAAUAUACCCCAUGGAAGGCGGCUGCGCCUGCGGCCUCAUCCGCUACCGUCUCGAAACCCAACCUCUCAUCGUCCACUGCUGCCACUGCACCUCCUGCCAACGCGAGACCGGCACCGCAUUCGCCCUAAACGCAUUCAUCGAGUCUACCCUUGUUACCCUCCUCCCCUCCGCAGAACCAACCGUCCCCGCGUCUGCGGAAAGCCCCGCGAAACCAGCCGGCCCGCGAGUCGCACAUGAAGCCCAAGCCCAGGCAGUUGAACCAGAAAUGGUCCUCACGCCAUCUGAAUCAGGCAAAGGACAGAAUGUCGCGCGGUGCCCUAAGUGUCGUGUAGCGGUGUGGUCGAACUAUGGCGGGGCGGGGCCAAUUUGUCGGUUUGUGCGGGUGGGAACGCUGGAUGAGGCGUGGAGGGUGGGGCCGGAUGCGCAUAUCUACACGAGGAGUAAGAGGGAUUUUGUGAGGUUGGAUGAUGGUGUACCGCAGUUUAGGGAGUAUUAUUCCCGUGAGGAGGUGUGGAGGAGGGAAAGUUUGGAGAGGUGGGAGGCCAUCUGGCCGGAUAUUAAGAGGUAUAAAGAGGGGUUGGCUUGAUUGAUUGCAAGCAAGCUAUUGUCUUAUUCUAGAGUUAGUUAUCUUGCAGAGCUCUACUAUUAUGGUUAAGAUG